Messenger RNA from Danio aesculapii, 7637 nucleotides. RefSeq names its product homeobox A1a (gene hoxa1a). The coding region runs from base 5877 to 6866 and encodes 329 amino acids. Gene Ontology annotation, biological process: regulation of transcription by RNA polymerase II. The record is from RefSeq and is a predicted model, not a curated record. Gene Ontology annotation, cellular component: nucleus. NCBI's taxonomy places the organism in Eukaryota, Metazoa, Chordata, Actinopteri, Cypriniformes, Danionidae. The transcript has 2 exons. Gene Ontology annotation, molecular function: DNA-binding transcription factor activity, RNA polymerase II-specific; RNA polymerase II cis-regulatory region sequence-specific DNA binding.
AAUUAAGCAAAAUGCAGAGAAAUUGGUAUGAAAAGGCAUUAAGAGAAAAUUAAACGGCUACAGUGUAAUGGUGAGACGUCAUUUCCUGCAGUCCUGCAUGUUUUGAAAAGUGCAAGCAAUCCCAUUCAUUGUGCUAAGAGUCUUCUAUAGGCCUCUCGUGGUGCCUGUGGGAGAAAUGUUUUAAAUGCCUUUUUGGCAUUUUUAGGCCAACAACAACGUAAUGUGUAAAAACAUUAGCAACAUAAGCAAUACAAUUAAUUAAUGUUGUAGUUAAUAAUAAUAAUAAUAAUAAUAAUAGAAAAAGUUUGACAGUUUAUAGUUUAUUCACUUAAGGCCAACAAUAACUUUACAAUUAAUAAUAACUGACAUACACAAUCAUUUUUACCAAUACACUUUAUUCGUAAAUUUAACAAGACGAUCCAUAAUAAACAAUUAACUGAGCGUGCGCUGGAAAAGGGGGAUAAAGGGAAUAACAGUUGGUGUGGAAACCUUAAUUUGAUAAACUCAAAUAAGGUUUUGUUGAAAUAACAGGAUGUUUUCGACAACGUGAGAAAAGCUCCACCCCCCCACACAGUAGGCUAACCUCUCUUUCCUCUAAACCUCGAGAAAAGCUUUUUAAUGAUUCAAACAGAAAUUUCACCAGAACGAAAGUCUUUAUUACACCAAAAUAGUAUGAAUAUUAAUUCAUAGAAUUAUGCAAUAAAACAUAAUUAAAAAAUAAAACAUCCAAAGCAAAUAACUUCGUUAAAUGUUAACGUAUGUGCGUGUAGGCUAAACAUGAAAUGCUAGGUAAUUACUUCGAGACAAACACGUAAAUCUAUCAAAUGUAGCCUUUUCAGCCCCCUGUUCUGCCAGGAUUUGAUUCGCGCACAGCUAGGAGCUUUAAAAUGUGUUGUGGGGGCAUGAGUCUGUCAGACCUUUUGGCAAGUAAGAUUGAUCAUGCGCAGGCCUAGAACUCUUUGUUUAGUAUAUAACCACUAAAACUACAAACGACCAGAACACUUUUUCGUAACGUUUAAACAGAAUCCGCAUACAUUCCACAAAUAGCCUACUACACAGAAAGUUAAAUCGUUAACAACUUUUUAAAAAUGUUAUAAAAGUGCGUCAUAACACGCCAGUUCACCUAUUACAAUUCAUUACCUUAGCAGACGCUAAUAUCUAAAGUAAAUCAAGAUCGUAAUGGAGCAAUUUGUUACAGAUCCAGCAAUUUUCACUGCAGACUAUAGCAAACAAUGUUAAGUUUAGUGAAACAACGGAGAGCACAGAUAAGGUGUUUUGUGAAAUUAAGUUUUAGUAUACGUCCUCACUGACCAAACAUUACGGUUGUGCAUGCUUAUUAAGGCUCCAAUUGAAUAUGGUAUGAAGAAGCAUAUAAUUUAUUUACUGAGGACAACGCAGUACCUCAUUGAAACGAGAUUGAAUAAGAGACUGUGCAUCCUUCAGAAUUUUAAAUAUAUACGAAUUAAUCUUUCAUGAUCGUGUUACAUUGAGGUACAGCAUAAGUCAUUUACAUGAGGCUCGUUUUAUAAAUAUGUGUAUGUAUAUGUAUUCUAUGCCGGUUCUUUAUAUUUAUAACAAUUGUCUUUAAUAGCCUUAAUCUUACGAAACAACAAUAGCAUAAACGUUACGUCAAAUGUGUGGGGAAAAUACGAGAUUUUAUUCAUGUGUGUUAUUAAUAAUAUGAGACGAGCUGAAAAUCUGCCUUUUUAGGGCAAAUGAGAUAAAAAAAAACAACAUAUCAGGCAUAACUUAGCCUCCUUGGUUAAUGUAUUGGGGCAAGACCCCCUCACAUACCAGAUUAAACGACUAUUGACUUUGGUUUUUUAAAAUUGAGGAUGCCUUUUUAAUGACCAUAGCAUCAGUAUCUAUCAUGAGAGUGGAGUUGCUCAAGAAAGUUCUACGGAUUGAUCUGAACAUUUGAAUAAACCACAAAUUGCCAUCAUGUAAUGGUAAUCGUGUGAAAUUUCAAACUAGCUUUGAAUGCAAUUUUGUCAUAAACGGGUAUAAUUAUCUUUCUUAAUAACUGUUUCCCCAAUAUAUAGCCUGUUACUAUGUUAAAAUUAAGAGCGAAAAAUAACGUCAGCAAAACCGGACUCUUCUUAAUUGGGCUCUCCAAGCGUCAAACAACAGGUUAACUUUGAGCGUGAGACGGAUUUAAUAGUCGGCCAUCGCUAGCGGAGUGCCUUGUUUUUCCUCUGUUGAUGGUUCAUUUCAGAAGUCAUCAAUCAAAUGCUCAGCACUUACGAACCCUCACCCUCUCAUCCUUCCUCCUUUCGAGCACACCGUCCAAAUCUUGAGUCACGGGAGUCAGCCGCGCCAUGUAGGGCCUCGGCAUAGUUUAAAUUGUGAAAGCUCAUUGCACGCCAGUUAACUAAAGCCAUUGGAUGCGCGGGGGAAAAAGACCAACAAGAAAACUGCCCUUCCACACGAAAGGGCUAGGCCGGUAUAUUUUGCUUCUCACCAAAAGGUAAGUUUUAAAAGAACUAGGGUAAUUUAAGGUCAUUCUUUACAUCUGCUAUAUAAAUUAUUACCCAUAGCCUGGGUGAAAAUGCUGCAAAAUGUCUGACUUUCAGAUUAUUUCGAAUCGAUAAACUUAAUCUGACAUGUAAUGAAGAAUGAUAGAUUGCUGUUAUAGCAUAAGUGGCGCUCAUGCAUUCAUUAUAAACUGCUAGUCAGUACCACCAAGACUGCAUGCUGUUUGCGUCUACAGUGUUUUUCUUUACACUUUUAAGUUAUUCUAGGUGUUGUCGGGCAUUGCUAUGUUACAUAUUGUUAAUUUUGAAACAACUGCUCUUUUGUUAACUAAUUUUCCAGGCUCACAGGAGCUUCCCGAGGGUGGUUUGUCUUGUAGAGGAGGAGGCUGGCGCCGCCUGAGAACAGUACCCACAAACACACAGCUUUUGGAUCUGGAAGGAGUAUCACUACAAAAACCUUUGCCGACGACGCCGUGUGGAAAUAGCCACACUGCUCGAGCUAGCGGAACGUUAGAACAAAGUCCAGCCAAAAUCUGGUUCUAAAACCGAAAAAUAAAAGAUAAACGACAAACCAAAACUAUAGACAUCUACGGAGAACUAGGCAAGACAAACGUCGAUGAGGGUGGUGCGCAGAGCGACGAGGAAGCCUCCAUUUGUGGCCCAAGUCAUGGCAGAUUGGCCGUUGUGGACGGAGUCGAGCUCAAUUUAAAACAACCUGUCAUCCGUCGCCGGAAAGCCCUGUAAUGAAAACGACAUGCAGUUUUGAAAUGUUUUCUAACAGAUAAAUGGAAAAGCAUCUGAAAAGAAUUUUCAGUCAGUCACCAAGUGCUCUGGAAAAGGGAACAAUAAUGCGCUAUAGCAAAAAAUGUGCCACCCUGGACAUCCGCUUUUCUCAGCACAUUAUGGAUAAGUAUGUGAAGGAGAUAAACUUUUUCGAUCGACUCAUGUUUGUCUGAUGCAGUUUCACCAACGCUACACAUCUCUGUGAACACAGGAGAUUUACCAACGUGCACUUUUUUCUUUACGGAUUCAUUUACGAAAUAAAACCUCAUGAUUAUCAGGUGGAUCAGUGGACAAAUGUGAGGAUGAAUACGAAGUUCACAUUUUUAAAAGUAAUAUUGUUUGCAGGAUAUGUCUGAUAUACGAUUAACUGACACGCUUAUCAAAAACUUGUCGAAGGUAAGAUCGCAUUGUCGUAUUGAGUACCGUAUUUAAUGUAAUACAACAUAAUGCAUUCAUUAGAAGUUUGGAUUCCUUUUAUUUUUGUAUUUUGUUUAUUUUGUUAGGAAUAAACAUUAUUGGUAACAAUUGGGUCAAGACGGUAUUGUUUUAACAUGUCACGUCACACAAAACCAUUAGCCUAUACUUGUAUACUUUUAUUUGCACUCGCUAUGGUACUUAAACACAUUAUACUGAUUAUAAAAUUAAGCAAAUGAAAAUUAUAGAAUGUUCUAUGAAAACAAUAUCAAGUAUCUGAACAAAAGUCAUACCUCAGCUUUUAUAAUUUGUGUUAAAAGAUGUCAGCGCUGAUUUUGUUAUUACGGUUUAUGGAAAAUACAGGAAACAAUUUUGGAGAAGACUAAAAUAUAAAAUAGCUAUAAUUUCCUUAAAUUUGUGAAAAAUUGUUAACUGUGAAAUUAACAAAACUAUAACUAAUCCUAAUCCAUUUGAUAUUUCUCAAACUCCUAUAAAAACUUUUUUUAAAUGUUACAAUUUAUGCAGCAAAACCGUUCAAACGCGUCACCUUCGCCAAAGUUGGCUCUUUGUCUCGUACUCUUUUCUCUGGAUCGUCGGGAAAUACCGAGGAGGAUUGUUUUCAUGAAACGAACUCAUAAAUCAAAGUCUUCCAGAAAAGCUGACAGCAUCCAGACAAUCGGUGCCUGUGAAAAUCUGCCCAAAUACGUGAUUUAUUAACCGUUAACCAUUAUAAAGAUUUUGGAUUCUGCGCAGCCCACGUGGACGGUUAAUAAUAAUUCAUUAUUAUUGGCGUUUACACCCCGUCUUUAGGAUUACAAAAAACACCCAUACAACAUAUUUCACAGCGCGCCAUGCCCAAUUUUCUUAGUCUUUUUACUUUUUGUCCUGAUUGAAAUAACGUGAAAAAUGUUUAUAAUGUCUUUAUUAAAAAUGUUUUAAAAUGUAUUUUCUUCAUAUGAAUAAAGAAAAAUAUAAUCAACUACGAGAGUUUUUAUUUUCAUAGAUUUUCCCCCACAACUGACUGUGACUGAACAUUUGGCCACUAAGUGGUUAUACCGUUUUUAUAAACUAUGAUUCCAUUUCAUUUCAUUAUUACUCGGAAUCACUGCAGUAAGGGCAUUUCACUUUAUAUAUAUGCUGAUAUUUUUUCUUGACUUGUUUGUCAGGCAUAUUGCUGAAAAAGAGAGAAGAUGGGAUAAGAAAUACUAGGCCGUAGAAAGCUUGUAAAGCGCCAUUUUGAAAAAAGAAAAAAAAAAGGUAUAAAAAUGUCCAAUUUUCUCCAGAGGGGGCGCGUGUCUCCUCUGCUCCACUAUGAUUUGGGGAAUAUUGUCUUCCCUGUGAUAACUGAUCAGGCUGUGAAUACGAAUCACAAAAUGGCAUUCAGCAAAAAAAAACGGAAAUGCUGCUAAUUUAUUUAUUUCAACAUGUAACUAAGUUCAUACACUUAGUAUACAUAUAGCCUACAUAAAUAGCUUAUAGCAGUAAUAAAUCUACAGUGGGCUACAGCCAGUGUUUUUAUCAAGUACAAGUCAAGAAUAGUCUUAUUCAAAUACAACGAAUUCAAUUGUUCAGGCUACAACGAACAAAAUAACAAUACGAUGAGUGGUAGUCAGUUUACCAUUCUGAUACACUCACUAAGUUCACGAGCGCUGAUGCACUGCAGCCUAUAGCAGCUUAACAAACAAGCGAUGACUUAGGAUGCUACCCUAAUUGUGAACCAGAAAAAGAUACUCACUUUACAUAAUUUCUCUGUGGUUUUGAGUUCAUCUUACCUGAACCAUUUCUUCAAAAAAAAUUCCUCACACCGAGAUGCUGAUGCUGCCGGGACGCUGUCUGUGAGACAACGUCCCUCUUAGCUCAUCUGCCAGCGAAUCCAUCCUUUCAGCAGGGGUAAAGGUGGGCCUACGUCACGUUGAUCGACAAGAGGUCGGCAUUUACAUAAGCCUUGUCUUUAACGACAACCUGUCAGUGCAAGGCCACUUAAGAUCAAGAUGAGACAGCACAACUGAUCACUGGCUGACCCAGCCCACGUGACUGUCACUGGUCAUUCAUAUCACUAGCGCCCGGACAAUCCACGACUGAUUGAAGGAGGCAGAGGGGUGCCUCGGCUCAACCCAGGGUGAAUGGUGCGACGUUAAUCAGUUCCGGGCCCAAAGUUCUGUCAGUGUGGCAACCACGAGCUGAGACGCCCAAGAAGAUGACACUAUGAGCACAUUCUUAGAUUUUUCGUCCAUAAGUGGUGGUGGAGAUGGAGGUAACGGGGGCUCAUGCUCAGUCAGGGCGUUCCACGGUGAUCAUGGACUUUCAACAUUCCAAUCGUCGUGUGCUGUUAGGCUAAAUAGCUGCAGUGGAGAUGAACGUUUCAUGUCCAAUAGAUCGUCACAAGACGCAAUUAACCCACAGCCACAACAGGCCGGCUCGUACCAGUCCCCCGGGACUCUGUCAAUUACCUACAGCGCCCAUCCAAGUUACGGAACUCAAAGUUUUUGCACUGGAUACAAUCACUAUGCCCUAAAUCAGGACGUGGAAUCGUCUGUGAGCUUUCCCCAGUGUGGCCCGUUAGUUUACUCUGGAAAUAUUUCUUCCACGGUUGUGCAGCACCGUCAUCAUCGUCAUGGUUACAGUAGCGGAAACGUUCACCUCCAUGGCCAGUUCCAGUACGCCUCAGCCACAUAUGGUAAUAGUUCGGAUCAGGCAAACCUUACGUUUGUGGCGGGCUGCUCAAAUCCGCUUUCCCCUCUGCAUGUGGCUCAUCACGAUGCAUGUUGUUCACCUCUAUCAGAUGGCGUGUCCACAGGACAGACAUUUGACUGGAUGAAGGUUAAACGCAACCCGCCAAAAACAGGAAAAGCUGGGGAGUAUGGAUUUGGUGGGCAGCCAAACACUGUACGCACCAAUUUUACGACAAAACAGCUGACAGAGCUUGAAAAGGAGUUUCAUUUCAAUAAGUACUUGACUCGCGCGAGGCGCGUGGAGAUCGCAGCUUCUCUCCAAUUGAAUGAGACUCAGGUGAAGAUAUGGUUCCAAAAUCGCCGUAUGAAACAAAAGAAGCGCGAAAAGGAAGGUCUUUUGACCAAAUCUUCGUCCGAACAGAAAGAUGAUCUCGAAAAACCAGAGGAUGCAUCCGAAAAGUCGCUCUCUGCACCAUCCACGCCCUCUCCUUCACCGACUGUUGAUGCAUAUUCCUCUAAUUAAACUGCUUUCACAUUUGCUUUCAAAUUGUUAACAAUAAUGCAAAAUUGUUUGUGACUCGUCUUAUGGUUAUUUGUACAUCAUGCUUUGACAUUUGUAGAAGUGUGUUUCAGCGACCAACCCAAAACGGUUUCUAAUUCGACCAUUUUGACCGCUCAGUGUUUAUCUGUGCUGUAUUUAUGUCAAUGUGAAAUGACUGUUAAUUGUCUUGGGCACUUUGUCAAGCACCUGGAUAUAAAAAUGUGGUUUGUGCAUUUUUGUGCACAGUAAUAUCAAAUGCUGCACUUUUACACGCGUCUUAGUUUGAACUUGUAAACUACUUGUCAAAAUGCCUACCUCAAGAACCAAAGGAAAUAGUGCAAUACAUUUACGGGAUGUAUUACUAAUAGUGAAUCAGUUGAAUCUGUCGGGAAAGAUUGUCUGUAAUUCACAACUUCUCUGCAUAGUGUUGUUAAUUCUUGUGUUGUGAGUUUUGAAGCAUAGGCAAUUGUUUAAAGUUGUUCUCCGGUGAUGCUGAGUUUUAUCAGUCGCAGUUGAAGGCUUCAUUUAAUUUAGAAAUGCUUUAGAAAAAGAUCAAGAUACGGGUGAAAUCAUGUGUCAAUUAAAAUGUAUCUUAUAACACAACACUGUUUAACUUUUGAUGGUGCUAAUGUCAGUCAACCCUCACAGAAGCAGCUAACUCUAAAACACUGCUGACAAUCUGUCUUAAAUUUUAAACCAGCAAUCAAAGAAGCUAUUAUUUAAUAUUUGUAUUUUUAUUUUGUGGGAUGAACU